UAUGCAAUAAAUACCCUAUUCCACAUUUUUGUGUUGAAAAUAAUGAAGGUCGCUCACGCACGAGCCGUCGCCAACUUCAGUCAGCUAUAUGAAAUAAAGUUUGCGAUGUUGCGAACUAAAAGAUCAUCAUGAAGAGAUAAGCAGUGAAUAAUAGAUUGGGACUUUUUUCGUACUGCCAUUCUGCGGCACAAACUGGUAUAAAUAGAGAGCGGAUUUCUUCUGUUGACACAAGUGCAAAAGUGUGGUGCUUAGAAAUCUUUAAAUACUGCAGUUUUCCAUCACCCGGGCAUCAAAUCUGAAAUUGCUUGAUACCUGUAUCAUCUACUCAAGAGUAUAUCAACAAAAAUAUGAAAUAUACCGAAGAUACGAGUGCAUCAACCGAAGAUAUGAAUACAUUAAAGAUGCAAAAGUGUUGUUCAAGGAAGCAAACAUUUUUGCCAAUUGUGAUAUAUAUAUUAUACAUCAUUGGAUCUCUAAUUGUUCCCGCCGACGGAAACGUAUCUUGGUCAUCUAGGAGACGGCGACACGUACAAGUCAUCGACACGGACAUCGAAGUCGCCGUCGACCCAAUGCCUGUCUCGAAAUCCUCAAGCCCCGCGGAACAUAACCUACAUCGUCGACGUCCCAGACGUUCAACAUCGGAUCAUGACUUCGUCGCUUUUCGUAAAUUUUUACACAAUCUCAGGACCGCCGGACGCGGUGCCAGAUUGGAUUUUUCCAGCGUUAUGAGAAGAGACUCUAUUGCUACAAUAUCGGAACGAGCUUCGACUGGAAAUAUGAUUGCAAAUAAGGUUAAAUGUGGAGGAUGUCAACUUACAAAACAAUGGAUUCCAGUAUCCAAGCCAGGAUGCAGAACAAACUUUGUACUUGCUCCUAUAUGUAUGGGAAUGUGUGAAACAUGGGAGAUUCCUGAUGUGAAUCCACCAUUCAUUAAAACGAAUCACCGAGUAUGCAGACCAACCAAAAUCGAAUUUAGGAAGAUCAGAUUGCGACGUUGUAAUCCGGGAGUUAACGCUUAUCACGUCGUACCAGUGGCGCAGAACUGCACAUGCAUGAAAUGCAAAUCGCGGAAUACGGCCUGUCGACCACUUUUGUGAUUUACUACUGCUAUUCCAGGCCUGUAUAAAGACUAUAUUUCCCGAUGAACGUUUCUACUGUAUAUGGUGCGAUACUGUGCAUGAAAUAGCUGUGCCUUUUCUUCCUAUUAUGUUUGCACUCUUUGGUUUUAUCAAACCAACUUUUUUUGAACACUUGUGGCAAUUUUAUUUUUCAUUUUUUGCUUAAUUUAUGUCUUCAAUAACGAGAAUAAAAAUGAAUGGCGGAUUUCAUCGAAAGUAAUCAUUUGUCAAAAGGUUUUUUAAAAAUGAAUGUAAAAUGAAUUAGACCAAGUGUAUGAAAUCGUGUAGAACAGUUUCUAUUAUUUAUCGCGAAAUCACGAUACACGUGGUUUAUUUUUAUGUUACUUUAUUGAGCUUCUUUCACAACCUAUAAAUAAAAAAAUCGUGUUAGUUUGGUUUAAUAUUAUCAUUGAUCGGAAUAUUUGAUUUAUCGCGGUAUGGCGGAGUACGGCGCCAAAACCUAUUUGAAAAAUAAGUAUAUAUUAUUUCAAAUUUAAACUUGGAAUGUUAGUGUCAUCAAUAUUAUAAUAAUAAUUAGUCAGCACAAUAUAUUUUUCAUUUCUGCUCUUAAUUUUUAUUGCUUGCCGUAUUUUGCACUACUCUACGCCAUACUCUAUCGACUUUGAAAUUUUAGAUUUUCAUUUUUCUUUCUUAAAUUAUUAUAUUUCUGCAUUAUUCAUCACCCUUUGAUAUAUGCAAGCA
Messenger RNA from Styela clava, 1820 nucleotides. RefSeq lists its product as uncharacterized. Gene Ontology annotation, molecular function: hormone activity. Gene Ontology annotation, biological process: G protein-coupled receptor signaling pathway. Gene Ontology annotation, cellular component: cytoplasm; extracellular region. The record is from RefSeq and is a predicted model, not a curated record. Lineage: Eukaryota; Metazoa; Chordata; Ascidiacea; Stolidobranchia; Styelidae.